Messenger RNA from Cryptosporidium ubiquitum, 2034 nucleotides. Its product is annotated as dynein intermediate chain. The record is from RefSeq and is a predicted model, not a curated record. The transcript has a single exon. Lineage: Eukaryota; Apicomplexa; Conoidasida; Eucoccidiorida; Cryptosporidiidae. Gene Ontology annotation, cellular component: cytoplasmic dynein complex. Bases 1 to 2034 code for a protein of 677 amino acids. Gene Ontology annotation, biological process: transport along microtubule. Gene Ontology annotation, molecular function: dynein heavy chain binding; dynein light chain binding.
AUGGAGAAUAAAACAAACAGAAUCCAAGAUCUUAUUAAAGAACAUCAAAGUACCUUAAAGUCACAAAGGAAAUUACUAGAUAAUUAUAGCAAAAAUUACAACGAUCAAUCUUCAGGAGUUGAAGAUGAUGUGGAUAGAAUAGUUAAUUCUAUUUUGAGUGAAGGAGGCCUAAGCGAUUCUCUGUUUACUGGGAAUGAAGAACAAUUAAAUGGGCUUAACUUGGCAGUAAUUGGUGAUCUGAGCCCUGAAUUGUCGGAAGAGUAUUCACGGGUACCUAGUUCUUCAUUGAAAAAAUUAAUUGGAGAAGUAGAUGUAAAUAUACUUGAGACAACAAAGGACACAUUUGAUAAAGGAAUACAAGCUGAUCUUGUACAGAAUAAUCAACUUUGUGUAGCUCCGGAACAUUACUCUGGCUUAAAGAACCACACUGGCGGAGGGUCAAAUAAGCGUCUUUCAAUAUCUAUUCCUUUAAGCCCAGCAGAUUUGCAACAAAGUGAAACAGUUCCUGAUUCGGGCAAACUCUCAGGAAUAAAAACCGAUACGAACCAAGAAAAAUACUCUCCCUCCGGAGGAUCAAUGAUCAUAGAGGAAAAUAACAACGAAAUAUUAAAAAGUAGCGAGUUCAUGGAUUUUUUUUCGAGAGCUUCUAGAUUGAUAGAGAGGGCUUUAGGAGAAGGGGCAGUAUUCGACCCAUUUUUCAAUAUAAAUAGUGAAAAUAUUGAGUCAAAUUUCAUAUCUGAAAAUGAUAUUUCUACAAAAAAUCCAGGUAAUAUCAGUAUUUCUUCGACCAAUGGUUUAUUAAAAAAUAGCAUGAUUUUUCAGCACGAAAUUUCAUCUAACCGCCCUGUAAUGAAUAUUAAAAGUCACCCAACUUUUCCUGAAUACUUUAUUGCGGCUUACGGAACUAAGUUCCCACAAAAUUCAAGCUUUGAAGGAAUGAUGCAGAGUACGGGAAGUGGUACCAUGCUUAAUUAUGGAGGUUGUGUACAAUUAUGGUCAAUUUCAACCCCAAAAAAACCAGAAAAUACGUUUGUUGCUUCAAGCCCUGUUCUAACUACUUCUUUUGAUCCAUGCUGCCAAUAUAGGUAUAUUGGAACCAGUUAUAACGGAGAGGUUUUAAUCUGGGACUCUAGGAAUGGAAAGAUCCCUUGCCAGAAGUCAAAUAGUAUUAAUAUUAGUGAUUCUGAAGGGAAUAAUAUUGGUGGCCACUCAUUCCCAGUUUAUUGCAUGGAAUUGCUUGGUAACAAAGGUUCCCAGAGCGUUAUAACAAUUGACACAGAUGGAAAACUUUGUAAUUGGAAUUUAACUAAUUUAAGUGAGCCUGUCGAAUCUUUUCAAAUGAGAAAAACUAAUUCAAAAGAUGUUUCGAUCCUGUGCAUGACUCUUUCUAAGUUAAUUAACCCAAAUGCAAUUAUUUGUGGUUCUGAGGAUGGUUCCCUUUAUCAAACUAUGAUUAGAACUAAUAAACCUGGUGUAAUUUCGAGUACAUUCCAGAAUGCUCAUAACGGCUACAUAACCUCUCUUGAUUAUCACCCAAUAAAUGAUUGUUUUCUUAGCUCUGGAGCCGAUUGGACCAUUAAACUAUGGACACCAAACCCAUUGGCUAACUCUUUUACCCUCCUUUAUUCUUUUGAGUCGUCUGAGAACUACGUCAUUGGAGUAGCUUGGCAUCCAGUCCAUCCCGGAAUUUUUGCUGCAAUUGAUGCAGACUCGAGGUUAAUCAUAUAUGAUCUCACAAACCCAAACUGUCAAACUCCCUUAUGCAAAAUAAAUACAUCUUGUUCUACCUCCACAAACUCCACCCCUAAUACCUCUGAUAUCCCUACUUGUAUCAGCUGGUCAACAGAUGGAACCCGACUUUUUAUUGGUUAUAUGAACGGGAACGUAAUUAUGUGCAAUGCAGACUCCAAGCUUUAUCAACCUAAUAGAAAUGUCUGGGACCUAUUCAAUCAACAGAUUGAAACAUUUAAAAAUAAUAAUUCUGUUGAUUUAAGUUCAAAUAUGGAAAAUAAGGACGAAGAAAAUGUGGAAUAA